CAGCUGGUUGCAUCGCAGGGGAGCUACCUUGGUCUCAACGUAUCCUUGAGGGCCCCGAGAGACUUGGCCAAGAAGAUGAAUUCUUCCCUGUAUCCACUGGACCAGAACUCUGCUGACCUGUCAAACUUCUCCGCUCCAUUUUGCCUGCUUGACAUCAGCUAUUCCAGAGUCUUCACCACCUGCCUUCUGGAGGUCUCCAUUAUACUCCUCCUCACCGUUCUGAUCAUUUUGGGCAACCUGGUGGUGAUUUUUGUCUUCCACUGUGCGCCUUUGCUCAGCCAGCACACCACCAGCGCCUUCAUCCAGACCAUGGCGUAUGCCGACUUGCUCGUGGGCGUCAGCUGCCUCUUCCCUUCCCUGUCCCUGCUCCAUCACCUCCAGGAACUGGACCCCAAGCUCACCUGCCAGGUGUUCGGCUACCUGGUGUCCGUCUUGAAGUCGGUCUCGAUGGUGUCUUUGGCGUGCGUGAGCGUGGACCGCUACAUCGCCAUCACACGCCCCCUGACCUACGCCUCCCUGGUCACGCCAUGCCGGGUGCGCUGCUGCAUCGUCCUGAUAUGGCUGUACUCGGCGCUGGUGUUUCUGCCCUCGUUCCUCGGCUGGGGAAAGCCGGGUUACCACGGCGACGUGGUGGAGUGGUGCGCCCUGGAGUGGAGGACCCGCCCGGCCUUCACCGCCUUCAUCGUGGCGCUUGUGUACGCCCCCGCCACCCUCACCGUCUGCUUCACCUACGGCAACAUCUUCAAGAUCUGCCGACAGCACACACGGGAGAUCAGCGAACGCCACGCUCGCUACCGACCUCAGCAGCACCAAGACCCCGUCAUGACCUCUGGAUCUUUGGUCAAUGACGACAGCGCGGCGGACCAAAGGCACUUGCCCAGCUUGUCCAAACCCCAAUACCAGCAGCCGUCCCCGACAUACCCGGAUAAACGAUACGCCAUGGUGCUGUUCCGGAUUACCAGCGUUUUCUACAUCCUCUGGCUGCCGUACAUCCUCUACUUUCUGCUGGAGAGCGGCGGGAUCUACCACCACCCGGCGGCUUCCUUCCUCACCACCUGGCUGGCCAUCAGCAACAGCUUCUGCAACUGUCUCACCUACAGCCUCUCCAACUCCGCCUUCAGGAAAGGCCUGAAGCGCCUCUGCUCCUACUGCUUGCAGCGCGGCAGCGGCGGCUGCUUCAGGGUCAGGAAGCCCAAGAAUGCCUUUGUCGGAUCGGUAGAGCAGGGGUGCGGCGGGCAAGGGUACGAAUCGCGCAAAGGCGACAGAGGGGUCGGCACCACGUGUCACGUGUAGCGCCCGCAUCCGGGGGUCCGAUCUUGUGUCUCUCCUAAAUGUUCUGAGACAGAAAGGGAGGCGUCGUCCCGCCAUCCGCUGCUUCUGUCACAUUUGGAGGUUACGCAGACGUCCUCUCUGGCACUGAGAGGACUCCGGAGCCACGGAUAAAUUGCUCCACAAGGUGUCAUUCAAUCAUGGGGUGGGGGGAACGAAACUGUCAUUUAUUCGCCAGACAAAACAAUGCAAACAGAAGUUUGUGGGUGUUCUUGUGUAAGACCAAUCGAGCUUUGUCGGCAGAAAACAAGCCUCAUGGACUCUCACACUAUUAUGUUAGAUCCACUAUGGACUGGACUCUCUCACUAUUAUGUUAGAUCCACUAUGGACUGGAC
Molecule: messenger RNA, 1664 nt
Organism: Entelurus aequoreus (snake pipefish)
Lineage: Eukaryota; Metazoa; Chordata; Actinopteri; Syngnathiformes; Syngnathidae
Product: probable G-protein coupled receptor 21
Exons: 1
Coding region: 76-1293 (405 amino acids)
Biological process (GO): G protein-coupled receptor signaling pathway
Cellular component (GO): membrane
Molecular function (GO): G protein-coupled receptor activity
Source: RefSeq, a predicted model, not a curated record